Molecule: messenger RNA, 3039 nt
Organism: Alternaria conjuncta
Lineage: Eukaryota; Fungi; Ascomycota; Dothideomycetes; Pleosporales; Pleosporaceae
Exons: 2
Coding region: 1-3039 (1012 amino acids)
Source: RefSeq, a predicted model, not a curated record
AUGAAGAACGAUAUUCACAAGACGUUCGGCGAGAUCUUCGAUGGCGAUAUCACGGCUUUCCGCAAGCAACUGCUAGAGAUCCAACACAUCCAAGCUGAUCGGAAGAAGGCUGAAGACUGGGUAUCGAAACUUCGCUUCUUAGAUAUUUCCAAAGUCCCAAACCUACUGGACGAGGAAGCUCAACAAUAUGUCUCUUACGAGCCUCCCGAUGACCCGUGGGUUGAUCCAGAGAUACCGUCGCAUGAAAUCCCUGUUACAGAGCGCGAAGAUGACGACAGCGAGGUUGAAUACAUUGCUGUCUCUUGGAAGUGGGAAGAACGCCAUCAUAACCAUCUAGAUGAUGCAAUCAAGCCACCUGUCUUCGACUACCAAAUCAAGAGACCUGGUGCCCCAGCCCAUAAAAGUAGCUUUCCAGGCCGCUAUAUGGAUCGAGUAAUUCGAUUCGCCCAGAGCAAGAGCAUCAGCUCCUCCAAAUUAUGGAUUGACAAGGAAUGUAUAUAUCAGAGACGCGAAGAUGAACACAUCUUCCCAGAGGACAAAGAGCAUGGUGUUCAGAUCAUGGACGUUGUGUAUGGCGACAGCACCUUGUCAGUUGGCUUACUUACGGUGGAGCUUGCACAUGAACACGAAGUUGAUCUGCUGUCGGAGCUGCUUCAAGGCGAAAUUUUUGCCAAACGCAAUUACCAAAGUCUCCCAAAACUGUUGCCCGGGGUCGACGAGAGGGCAGUACAGAUGAUCAUCCUGCGUAUCCUGAGCGAUCCACGCUGGUCGCGCGGAUGGAUCUUCCAGGAAGACCAUUUGGCUUCCCAUCGGAUGAUCCUGCUCAUACCAUGUCGCCGAGGUAUUCGCAAAGAUCAGGGCUACGACUUUGGUGAUACCAUGGGGGAAUUACAAGUCAGACUCAAAGAUUUCCGACAAUCCGUGACCAUGUUUUGCAAGGCCACCUACGAGAAUCAAGGACGAUGGCCAAAUACGGAGUUUUUGGGAAAGGCAAAACAAUACAACAUCUGCAACAAGACCCUCGUGUUGGGGGGUAUCCCUCAGACCUACUCCCGGCGUCUUUGGAGGGAUGAUGCCAGCGAUGAAAGCAUCCCUAGAGUUGAAGCCUACCCCACUACGACUAACAGCGUACUGGAAGACAUUUGCAACCGAUCACUGGAGCAUGAGGAGGACAGGAUCGCCAUUCUUGCAAACGCUUUGAGGUUCAAUAAGCGACUAAACCUCACAAAAGAUUCUCCCUUGCUCGAGGUGGGCCAAUACAGCCUCUCUGUAGCACUGCUCGCACUUGUGCUCAUGAAUGGCGAGAUUCUGGACGUUGUGUUGUUGCAGAAAGAUCUGAUGACAUUCACAUUGCAGUCAUAUCUAGAUGCAUGUCAAUACGAAUUCGUUGUUCCCAACCUCAGAUAUCGGCAGAGUUUCGUCGACCGUUGCCGUUUCAAGUCACCAAUCAUCACACCUCGUGGUCUUGAGACGAAAGGCUUCCUGUUCACGCUACUGCCUAAAAGGAUAUCAAAGGAUAGAGCAUAUGGAUACAACCCUCUCCUCCUCACGACCUCGGAUCGAAAAACCCUGUCGCCAAUGGGCGGAGGUCCAAUGCUUGGAGGCAAGAAGCUGAACAAGAAUGCACACACAGUAUUGAAUCUGGUGGUCCAGAAGCUGGAGGCACUAUGGCCAGGGAGUAAGCUCGCCAGGCAUAUGCUCCGGUAUUUAUCGUUCGACCAACGUCAGCGACAAGGGAAAGACAUACCGCCAUCUACAUCAUAUGUAUUGGAUAUGAUGUCCGUCCUUUAUCAAACUCUUUGUGAAGACGAUCAAAAGCUACGUCUUGCGCGAUUAGCUUCAGCCCCUUUCGACGGAGAGCCUGUUGCCAUCUUCAUUGAGCCGACGCCGGACGGCUGGGUAAUGGAGUCUCCAGACACCAAAACACAAGACGGGAAGCCGAUUCUCGCCAACGUAUUUACCAGUUGGGACGCCACGCGAAAGCCCUACAACAAAGACCGAGUCGUGAGCUUAUCAGUCGCUAUAGAAGAUGGCAAGGGCGCAAGACAGAGCUGGGACAGUCGGACUUGUUACAUGGAAAAUACGGGAUGGGUGCACGGAGUUUGGAACAGCUGGAAAGUAGUAGCGGAAGAAAGAGGAAGAGAGAGGUCGAUGUUUGAAGGGUCCAGGAACCAGGGAUCGACACCGCCCAUGGCAAUAUGGAAUCAUGGCUCAGCAAGCAUUGUCCUUCAUCUUUUCUCUCGCAGUUUCUACGCAUGCGCAGCCACAGGAGAAGGUUUGGUGCUGACUGGUCCAAACAAGAAGCAAACGAGCGUAUCACUUGCUUCUUCACCGCCCUCCAAGAACCAACACCGGUCAUACAACCACAGCAUGCCUUCGCUGACUGAAAAACUCGUCCUGAAAGUUUCUCUUACCCCGCUUACAUACCUGUUCACUCGCGCCAACUCGCUCUUUCAAUCGCAGCGCAGGGCAUGGAAAGACUUUGCCGAAAAUGCUCCGGAUCCUGCUCUUGUAAACCUGAUCAAUGGCCCCAUGGAGGAUACUGGAAGACUGCUGAACAUGACACAAAACUUUCUGCGAAAGCUCAUCGACUUGGCAGAGAUCAAACUGAAGCAGGUAGAAACGGAAGCACAAAUAGCCGGUGCAGAAUGGCUCGACAACCCGACCGAUCCCAUGAACAACGCCAAAUUUCUCAUGGCGAGAAAGAUUCAUAGCGACUACAUAAAGCAUAUGUGGGAGGCUUGGGAUGUUGGGUUAAAAAUCAUUCCUGGAAUACAGGCGAGAUUUGACGAUAUGGAGGACACGCUCGAGAAGCUCGCUGUGCUCAUACCAAUCGAGGAGCUGGCGCGGCCACUUGAGCCGUUUGUAGUCAAGGGAAUGGAGAUCAACGACAGGAUGUGGGUGUUUGCAAUAAGGUUAUUGGGCAUCGUGCGAACGGUUGAUAUCCCCCUCGGUGUUGCGACUGUGGCUGUCAACGUCGAAAAGUACCCAGAAGCGGACAAACUUGCGCGAGCAAGAUACAACUUUGGGGAUUACUGA